Didymodactylos carnosus is the source of this 597-nucleotide messenger RNA. Lineage: Eukaryota; Metazoa; Rotifera; Eurotatoria; Philodinida; Philodinidae. The record is from the annotation of a GenBank genome assembly.
AUGCGUACAAAGAGUUUUGAAUUAAAUGGUGAGACGUCAUGUGAUGUUAAAACAGUCGAAAUGACUUCUCAACUGACAAGUAGAGGUGUUCAAACCGAUCCCUGUAUCAAAAAUUCAUCACGAUCGAGACUUCUUAAGAAAAUUCGUUUAUAUACUGAUUCAUGUAUUCAUCAUCGAGAUCAAUUAUUUACUCAAUAUAACAUUUCAAAUUCAUAUUAUGAACAAUAUUAUGGAAAAAUGGCAGAAAUUCAGCGGUAUAAACAAUUAAAACUUGAAUAUCGUGAUUUAUUAAAUGUACGAAAUGAAAUAUUAAAUCGUUUUGAAUGGGUUAUCAUUGAAAUGAAAAAUAUUAUCGAUAAUUUGCGAUCACAACAGAUUACAAUCUCGGAUGCUGAAGCAUUAAUGAAUCGUCCAUUAAUACAAGAAGUCAUUGAAUCAUCAUUAAUUAUAAAUGAAAAUAAAUCUAGUCAAAAUCGUGUAGUAUCAAUUGCAUCAAGUAAACAAGAAUGGCAAAUGUACAAUGAAAAUCUUCGACAGAUGAAAGAUAAUCUUGAGUUUAUUGGCACGCUUGUUCAACAAGGAAUAUCAAAGGUGUGA